ACUUCCGCUUCCGGCUUUAAGCUUCCGGAUCCGGCGCGGCAAAGACUGUGGCGGAGUGACGCAGAGAUCGGCAGCCAUGAUCGAAGUCGUCUGCAACGACCGUCUGGGCAAGAAAGUACGAGUAAAAUGCAACACCGAGGAUUCCAUCCGCGACCUGAAGAAGCUGAUCGCGGCACAGACCGGGACUCGCUGGGACAAAAUUGUGCUCAAGAAAUGGUACACCAUCUUUAAGGAUCACGUCACGCUGGGCGACUAUGAGAUCCACGAUGGCAUGAACCUGGAGCUCUACUACCAGUAACGGCUCCCAUUCCUUCCCGCUUCCUCCCGGUGUUUUCUGUGGGAUUCCCCCCUGCCCCCCCAUCUCUGCCCCGGUAUGGCUGAGCUGGAGCCCUGUUUUGAGACUUUAAACGUGCUGUAGCUGCCCUGGAGUGUUUAAGUGGUUUAUAAUAAAUGUGUUUCUCCGA
This is a messenger RNA of Harpia harpyja (harpy eagle), 464 nucleotides long. It is a transcript of the gene UBL5, whose product is annotated as ubiquitin like 5. Gene Ontology annotation, cellular component: nucleus; cytoplasm. Gene Ontology annotation, molecular function: protein binding; protein tag activity. NCBI's taxonomy places the organism in Eukaryota, Metazoa, Chordata, Aves, Accipitriformes, Accipitridae. Gene Ontology annotation, biological process: protein modification process; mRNA splicing, via spliceosome. The coding region runs from base 77 to 298 and encodes 73 amino acids. The transcript has 5 exons. The record is from RefSeq and is a predicted model, not a curated record.